Messenger RNA from Epinephelus lanceolatus (giant grouper), 796 nucleotides. The record is from RefSeq and is a predicted model, not a curated record. NCBI's taxonomy places the organism in Eukaryota, Metazoa, Chordata, Actinopteri, Perciformes, Serranidae.
UAUAAUCUGUGUCUCUGUUUUUGUGAAGACUGUGUCCAAGAAUCUUUGCUCAUAUUGUUUUUCCAGGUAAGACCAUGAACCCCAACAUGCUCUUUCACAAUGCAGCCUCUAGCAUCAUCUGCCAAGUUCUGUUUGCUCAGCAGUUCGACUAUGAAGAUGAGUUCAUGAAGUUUUUUGUCGGCCUUUUUCAUGCCACCUCCAAAAUGAUCAAUGGCCGCUGGGGUUUGAUUUAUGACUCUCUUCCCAUGGUGCGCAGCCUGCCACUGCCCUUCCAGAAAGCUUUUAAGCUGUUCAGGAUUGCACAUGAAAAACGUAUGGAGAUGUUGGCUGAGAACAAAAAGACUAGAGUUCCUGGUAAACCACGGCAUUUCAUAGACUGCUACCUGGAUGAACUGGAGAAGAGAGGAGAAGAUGCCUCGUCAUUUUCUGAAGACCAGCUUUGUGCAUUUCUUUUGGAUCUUCACUUUGCGGGGACAGAUACCACCGCCAACACCCUGCUCAGUGCCUUCCUAUACCUAAUGAAUUAUCCAGAGAUACAGGGUAUGUCUGUCUUAUCAUCUGUCCAUCUCAACUUUAUUUAGCUAUGCUCCAAAGAUUCAAUGCGUUCUCAUUCCAAACUCAUCAAAUACCACCGCUUUGUCAUUGAUCUGGGCAUUAGAUACCAAUGCACAAAGGCACGUCAAAUACUAGUGCUAUGUCAGUGGACAUGAAACGCAAGUGCCGUCAGUAACAUUGUAACAUAAGAAGCUGGAAAAUUCCUACAGGAUGGGCGGGUUGGAGAGGAUCAGGAGGGGAG